AUGGAAAUACGUGACAAGAUAAAAGAUGCACUUUCUAAAUGUUGUAUAGAAGGUAGUGGGUCAAUCAUACAGUUUUGGUCACCCAUCGAAAACAGUUGUCUGCUUUCAACCGUUGAUCAACCUUUUUCUGUUGAUUCUCCUGAUGUUCUCCAAAAAUAUAGAUUAUCUUGUCUAAAUUAUUACUAUUGUAUCGAAGAGAAGGAAGACGAGGACGACCCUAUGAUCAUUAGUAGUCGUAGUUCUUGUGUACCUGUAGCCACUGCUUUCGUUGACCGUAUGCCUCAGGUAGUUGUGAACCCGAGUAUGGUCGGAUGCAGUGCCUUGCUUUGUUCUGCGUUCCAAUGUGGAUUGACUUGUUUCUUAACCAUCCCCGUCUUUUUGAAUCAGACCGACUUCGCUAGUUCUGUUGUCGGUGUUCUUGAGUGCUCUUUCAGCUACUCUGAUUUUCUUUUUGAAAUUUUUGAAAGAGUGGAAAUGGCACUUGAGAUUAUACCAGGUGUCAGUGCUGCCAUAGAUGAAGUUGAAGAGGCACUAGGACUCGUUUGUGCAUCACUUGACUUACCUGUUGCUCAAGUUUGGAUUCCUUACGAGAACGAACCAAACCAUACCAUUUUAUCUUGCACUUGGGCAAAACCAGUGGCUGCGCUCCGUGUGAUUGCUUAUUUUGAUGAUUCGGGUGAUCCUCCUUUGCCAUUCAUCAACACUUAUUAUGCUACGUGUGGUACGCUGCCUUUGAACUUGCGGGAUGGGCUUGUUGGGAAGACACUUCAAACUUACGAACCACAUUUUUGCAGAAAUCUUUAUGAGCUUAGGGUUAAUGGGCUGUUGGGGAUGCUCUAUGGUAGGUCUAAGUACAGCUGUUUUGUGAUAUGCUUGAGGAACAUCAACACUGGAAAUGUUGAUUACGUGUUUGAAUUCUUGUGGCGUCAAAGCAGAAGCUAUCUUAUCUUGUUUGAAUCACUAUUAUUAGCACUAAAGAAGGGUCUGCCAAGUUUCCAGUUUGCUUCUGGUGCACAACUUGAUGAUGAAUUACGUGUUCUAGAUGUUGAAAAUUCUACAGGAAGUGGAAUUGGAUCUUUCAAUAUUUUUGAAAAGAAUAGAUUAUCACAAAUACCUAAAGCAUUGGAAGAAGGCAGGAGAUUAGUGGCUGAGGAUUGCAUGUCCUCUUCGGAGUUGAAAUUCAAGAGGACUUCCAUCCUAUUACCACGAGCGGAUAUUAGACAACAAAAAACUGGAACUACUGUUUCUACAUGUGCAUCUGAAUGCAAAAACAUUGUUCUGGGCAUAUCAGAGUCACAAGGAUCAAACUUUGUCAAGCGAAAGUUGAGCGACUUGUAUCAAGAAGAUAAUAGAUCAAAUCUAGACCAUUCUUUCAGCAGCAACAGGUGUUUGGGUGAUGAUGAACUUAUUAUAGAAGCAGAUAAUGAUGAGAAGGACAACUUGGGUCUGGGUAGCGAUUUUGAGGAUGAAUGGAAAAUGCCGGAUGUUGACAGAGCCUCAAAGAGUUGCAUUAAAUGCCUGAGAACUGUGGGUACCCAAACUCUUUGGAAAUGUGCCCGACUGAUUACACCAUGUCUCAAACGUGCCUCGUGUGAUAUUGAAGAGGCAUUAGAAAUCGUUUGUGAAUCACAUCACAUAACUCUUGCUCAAGUUUGGAUCCCUUAUGACAAUGACAAGCAGGUGCCCUGUUCCUCAAGUGUGGAGAAACCUCCAACGAAACAACUGUUUGCAGCUAAACUGACUGGUUAUUAUGAUGAUUCUAAUGGCGGCCUUUCAGCUUCCCUUAAGGAGUAUUAUGAUACUUGUGAUGUGCUUCCUCUGGAUUUAGGGGAAGGUCUUACUGGGAAAGCACUUCAAACUUAUGAACCGCACUUCUGCAACAAUAUCUAUGAGCUGGAUGAUAAUGGGUUAUUGGCAUUACUCCCUGCCAAUACUGAAUGUAGCUGUUUUGCGAUAUGCCUGAGAAGCAUUUACACUGGAAGCCUUGAUUAUGCGUUUGAAUUCUUAUGGCCCCACAGGCGAUUCUGUUUGUGGAAGCCGCUGUUGGUAACACUAAAGAGGUGUUUACCGAAUUUCAAGUUUGCAUCUGGUGCACAACUUGGUGAUGAUAUAUCAACACUGAAGGAUUAUUCAAGUGACAAGGUUUCAACUGGUGUACGACUUGAUGAUGCAUCACUUAUUCCUGAUGGAAACACAUCAGCACAUAUACCUAAUGCAUUCAAAGGAAGGAGAGUGUCUAACGACUUGCAAGCAAAUCAAGAGCACGCUGAAACUUUCAAGAGCGAGAGUGUGAUGUGGCUGGGUUAUAAACUAGUUAUAGAAGCCACAUUUGGAGAUCAUGAGACCUUAUUUUAUCUCAACGGAUCAUCAAAACUAGCGGAUGUUAAGAAGAAUAUCGAUAAAAAUUUGAAGUUGGGACCUUGUAGUUACACGCUUGAAUACCUGUUGAAGGAUUUAUGGGUAACGCUGGAUGAUGAUAGGGAUUGGAAGACUUGCAUAGGAAUUCAGAAACAAUAUGGCUAUGAAACUAUUCAAAUACGCAUAUUAUUAGAAUAGUGGAAAGUUUUUUAAUUUAUCAUCUACACAUGUUUAGUCAAUCAUGCUUUAAAACUGAACUUUAAGUCGAAUCAUGCAUAUUGACUACCCGCAAUUGAGAGUUAUAAUAAUAUAUAAUAUAUGCAUCUUUAAAAUU
Erigeron canadensis is the source of this 2692-nucleotide messenger RNA. RefSeq lists its product as uncharacterized. Bases 1 to 2556 code for a protein of 851 amino acids. Gene Ontology annotation, molecular function: DNA-binding transcription factor activity. The transcript has 4 exons. NCBI's taxonomy places the organism in Eukaryota, Viridiplantae, Streptophyta, Magnoliopsida, Asterales, Asteraceae. The record is from RefSeq and is a predicted model, not a curated record.